Aspergillus ibericus CBS 121593 is the source of this 1938-nucleotide messenger RNA. Its product is annotated as putative MFS sugar transporter. The transcript has 8 exons. NCBI's taxonomy places the organism in Eukaryota, Fungi, Ascomycota, Eurotiomycetes, Eurotiales, Aspergillaceae. The record is from RefSeq and is a predicted model, not a curated record. Gene Ontology annotation, molecular function: carbohydrate:proton symporter activity. Gene Ontology annotation, biological process: transmembrane transport; carbohydrate transport. Gene Ontology annotation, cellular component: membrane. Bases 89 to 1699 code for a protein of 536 amino acids.
UUUGCUCCUCUCUUUGGUUAUAUUUCUUUUUCCUUCCCACUUGGGCUUCGAUCUACACUCAAUUUUGUGAACAGACCACUAGUUCAACAUGGGGACGUUCGGGUCUCAGACCAGUACUUAUAACCGGCUGGUCACAAUCUUUGUUGCCGUUGGGUCGAUGACCUAUGGCUACUGCACCUCGAUCAUUUCAAGUACUAUCGGUCAGCCCGGAUGGUACACAUACUUCAAUCUUCCCCAAGAUGGUGAACCAGGAUAUGCUUCGAUCACAACCCCCGUUAUCUCUACCGCAAACGGUGUCUUUAGCGCCGGAGGUGCGGUUGGGGCACUUUUCAUAAUGUGGUCGUGCGAUUUCUUUGGCCGCAAGCGUAAUAUCCAAAUGGGUGCUUUUUUGGCCAUGUUUGGAGGAGCACUACAAGGAGGUUCCAAUUCACUCAAGAUGUUCCAGGCUGGUCGCUUUGUAUGCGGUCUAGGGAUUGGUAUCCUUGUGACUGUUUGUCCAAUGUACCUUUCUGAAAUGUCUAGUGCCUUCCGCCGCGGAUGGCUUGUCGGUCACCAUGCCAUUUUUCUUGUCUUCGGCUACAUGCUUGCUGGGUGGGUUGGCUACGCAUGCUACUUUGCAGAGAACAAGACAGGCACAUUUGGCUGGCGGUUUCCACUUUGCCUCCAAUGCUUGCCGGCUCUGAUCCUGCUUCUAGGGUCACCUUGGCUUCCUCGCUCUCCACGCUGGUUGAUCAGUAAGGGAAUGCAUGAGGAAGCUAAAUUAGUUCUAGAGCGACUUCGCCAAUCGCCAGACGACCCCGAUAACUUGGUUGCCAAGGAAGAGUACUACCAGACAGCGGAACAAAUACGACUGGAAAAUGAAAGACUGUCUACCUAUGGCAACGUGUGGGCAGCAGUUUUGAAGAAGAAGUCGUACAGGAAACGCAUGGCCAUUGGGUUUCUGACUCAAUGGGGAGCAGAGUUUGGUGGUCCUUUGAUUAUAAACAAUUACGCCGUUCUUCUCUAUGAAAAUCUCGGGAUGACAGGUGGCAUGCCACUACUCCUGAGCGCAGUAUGGCUAACAACCGCUGGGCUCAUCUAUAAUCCUCUGGGUGCCUGGCUUCACGACAGGGUGAACUCGCGUCGAAAGAUGUAUAUCACAGGCUUCGUCGGCAUCAUUAUCACCACCUCUUGCUUGGCUGCCAUGACUGCCCAGUAUGCAGGCACCACAAACCGCGUCGGUAAUGGAUUCGGCAUUCUCUUUAUGUAUCUUUACCUCGCUUUCCAAGGAACCUUCUGUGAUACGACCAUGUAUCUCUACGUCUCCGAAAUUUUUCCUACGGAGAUCCGCCCUAUUGGCAUGGGGUUCUCAUUGUUUGGGCAAUUCGCCGCGACCAUUAUCCUUCUCCAAACUGCGCCCACAGGCUUCGACAACGUUGGCUGGAAGUACUACCUAGUUAUCAUUUGCUGGUCCACUUUCUUCAUCCCAGUGAUCUAUUUCUUCUUUCCCGAAACUGCUCGUUUGACUUUGGAAGAGAUUGCGAAAAACUUCGGCGAAGAAGUUGCUGUUCAUCUUACCGACGCGACGGACGAGGAGCAAGCCCGUGUUCAACAUGAACUUGAGAAACGGCCUGACAGUUUGGGACACUCCGACUCAAGCAGGGACAACGAGGCUGAAAUCACCCCGCCUAGCGCGCACGAGACGCCCAAAGGUCCAUGAACUGACCAACCGUCUACCACUAAUGCACUAAACGAUGGCUUCAGCUGUCCUCGAUUGAUACUCGACACGAAAUCUUCCGAGGCAGAGAAUCCCAAUGCACGUUUAUCAGUAUCACGAAACACGAGUCCGGCUACACGAGCAGGCUAGUUAAUAAUGCUGUAGCGAAUCCCCUAACCGUCGGAGGGAGUUCGGGUGGCUUACGAGAAGCUUAGGCCAUUUUCAACAUUGGAUAUGUGAGA